UCUUCCACUCAUUCUUCACCUCACCAAUCAACUCACCACACAAAUUGCUUUGAUUGCUGAGUUGCUCACCGACAUAACCAUGACGGAAUCCACGAAACCGCACGUUGCAUUUCUCCCCAGCCUCGGCGUCGGCAUCCUCACACCGCACUUGGAGUUGGCGAAGCUCCUUGUCAACCACCAUGGCUUCCAAGUCACCUUCUUCUACAUCACAACCGACGCCUCCCCGGCACAAAACAACCUCAUCAACUCCGCCGACCUCCCACCGGACCUCCACAUCGUCCACCUCCCACCACUCGACCUCUCCGCCGUCAUCACCCUGCAAACCCGCGUCCUCACGCGCUUCUCUCUCAACGUUCAGGAAAACUUGCCCCACAUUAAAACACUCCUCAUCCAGCUCAUCCCCAAGCCCCAAGCUCUCAUCAUCGACGUGUUCUGCACUCAAGCUCUUGACUUUCAAGAAAGCCUCCCUAACGUUCCCAUCUUCACCUUUGCCACCGCCUCCGCUCACUUCCUCGCUUUCUCCCUCUUUCUCCCGCAGCUUGACCGUGAUGUGGUGGAGGGACAGCUCGUCGACCUCCCCGGACCGGUUCAGGUCCCUGGUUGUCAGACCAUCCGACCCCAAGACUUGAUAGACCAAGCCACGGAUCGGAACAACGACGAGUACAAGUGGUACCUUUAUCACUUCAAACGUGUGUCCAAAUCCGCCGGCAUCAUAAUGAACACAUGGCAGGAUCUGGAACCAGUAACGCUCAACGCUUUGAGAGAGCAUCCGUUUUACCGAAACAUACACACUCCGCCGAUUUACCCAAUCGGGCCGAUCGUCAAGGAAACCGAGCCGAUCACAGAAACCGGGUCCGAGUGCCUCACUUGGCUUGAUAAACAACCGACUGGUUCAGUUCUUUUUGUGUCUCUGGGCAGUAGGGGCGUUCUAAGCGCGGAGCAACAAACCGAGUUUGCGUGGGGGUUAGAACUCAGUGGGCAAAGAUUCUUGUGGGUGGUUCGUGCACCGAGUGACAUUAGCUCCGCGACGUUAUACAAUGUUGGUGGGGUGGGGAGCCAUGUGCAGUGGGGUUUGCCGGAGGGGUUUGUCGAGAGGACAAGGGGGAGGGGCAUGGUGGUGGGGCCAUGGGCUCCGCAAGUGAGCGUUUUGAGGAACACGUCGACAGGGGCGUUUGUGUCGCAUUGUGGAUGGAACUCAACUUUGGAAAGCGUGGCAUACGGGCUGCCGAUGAUUGCAUGGCCAUUGUAUUCGGAGCAGAGGAUGAAUGCUGCGAUGGUGGCAGAAGUACUGGGGGUCGGUGUGAGGAUGGAGGGUGAGGGUGGUGUUGUUGGAAGGAAGGAGAUAGAGAGGGUGGUUAGGAUGGUGUUGGAGGGAGAAGAAGGGAGGAGGUUGAGACAGAGAGCGAUUGACUUGGGAGAAAGUUCAGUGAAGGCUUUACGACUAGGAGGCGAUUCUUGCUUGGCAUGGGCUGCUUUGGCGAACCAGUUGAAUGGCCAGUGCAAUGAAGCCCCAUAAGCCAGCAUGUUAAUCAUUUUCAUUCAUUCGCUUUUCAUCCAGCUUUUUUUCUUAUCACGUCAUCUACUUUAUCCCUUACUUUCUUGCAAUCUUAACUGUCAUUUGAUGAGUUAAUAGUUUCCGCCUUCGUACCCAUGUAAAAAAGGGGAUAAAAUCUGAUAAAUCAUAUUUAAUUAUGUGUGCAAUAAAAAAUUUAGAUAUGUCACCAUAAACAUUCUUCUC
Lotus japonicus is the source of this 1738-nucleotide messenger RNA. Its product is annotated as UDP-glycosyltransferase 72B3-like. NCBI's taxonomy places the organism in Eukaryota, Viridiplantae, Streptophyta, Magnoliopsida, Fabales, Fabaceae. The transcript has a single exon. The record is from RefSeq and is a predicted model, not a curated record. Gene Ontology annotation, molecular function: UDP-glycosyltransferase activity. The coding region runs from base 80 to 1516 and encodes 478 amino acids.